This is a messenger RNA of Brachypodium distachyon (stiff brome), 1607 nucleotides long. Its product is annotated as nuclear envelope pore membrane protein POM 121. Bases 195 to 1442 code for a protein of 415 amino acids. The transcript has a single exon. The record is from RefSeq and is a predicted model, not a curated record. NCBI's taxonomy places the organism in Eukaryota, Viridiplantae, Streptophyta, Magnoliopsida, Poales, Poaceae.
CUAAUCAUGCGCGCGCCAGGGACCCUCUGCCUGUCCCCCAUACAAAGCAGCCCGCCCGCGGUUUUACCCUUGCAUAGCUGCAUUCCAUCGCCGGGACGGACGCGCCAGGCCCAGGCGCGCGUCUUCGGUCACCACUCACCACGCAGCUAGCGCAAAAAAGCCGAUUAGAACGGUGCAAAGAGAUCGAUCGGUCGAUGGAGUCCGGCAACAGCGGCAGCCUCCAGUCGUCGAGCUGCGGCGGGGGCGGCGAAGAAGAGUUCGACUCGAGGUGCGCGGACUCGUCGUCCCCGCUGUCCGCGCUCCUGCGGCAGUCCACGGCGGGAUUCGUCGGCGGCGGCUCAUUCUACGGGCUUCGUCAUGAACUCGAGACGCCGUCGUCGCUCCCGCCGCUGCCUCAGGCGGCGCACCACUGGUCGCCCGCCCUGCCAGCCGUCCCAGCUGGCAGUACCGACGGAGCCUCGCCGUCGUCCUCGUCCUCGCAUGGCGUGCCACCGGCGGCCUCGGCAGUAGCACCCGGCCAGCAGCAGCAGCAGGCUGCUUCUUCGGCGGCUGCGGCGGCGGCGAGGGGGUCGAGGAAGCGGACGCGGGCGUCGCGGCGCGCGCCGACGACGGUGCUGACCACGGACACCUCCAACUUCCGCGCCAUGGUGCAGGAGUUCACCGGCGUCCCUUCCCCUCCCUUCGCCCCCACUGCCAGCUCCCGCUUCGACCACCUCUUCCGCUCCUCGCCUAACAACCCCGCAGCCUCCUCCUUCCCGCCCUACCUCCUCCGCCCCUUCGCGCGCCAAAAGCACCACCAGCAGGCGCACCAGCCUUCUUCCAUUUUCCCGUCGUCGUCGUCCUUCGCCAUGCCGUCGCCGUCCAGCAUUGGCGGCACUGCGCCUCCGGUGGUCACAGCCGCGUGCGCCAGCUCGAGCGUCGCGGCUAUGGCGUCAGGCGGCAGCUACCAGUACCACCACUCCGCGUCGCCCGCCGCUCUCCUUGGAUCGCGGGAUCACCACUACCUCUCCUCCUUCCAGAGCCCCCUCGCAGCACCAGGCGCCACGCACCCAAUGUUCGACACAUUGUCCGUGCCGCCGAUGAGGCCGCAGGAGGAGGACCCGGUGGCCGGUAGCUUCUUGGGCCGCACGCACCACCACGGCAUCCUGGCCACGGAAGGGACGCACUUGCACUUGCACCCUCGCGUCGUCGACCAUGGGCGCCGCCGCGACGAAGACGAGCUGUCCGGCCUGGUCGGGAGCGGCGUCUGCAGGACGACGACGAUCUACUCGUCCUCCGUCCCCGGCGCGGAGGCCCUCGCGGCGCCUCGACUGCUCGACCGCAAUGUGGAUUCCACAACGUCGGCCACCGCGACGACCACCGCUGCGACAACCACGGUAGCAGGGGGGGCGGCCAUGAGGACACAGGGCGUGGACUCGUGGAUUUGUACAUCGGAUCAGUAGGUUAAUUAAUUAAAUUACCUUCUUCUUAUAUGAUGAAAUACAUGAGUAGCAUAUAUACUCAAUUCUCACAAGCGGGUGCCUCAAACGGCAGAUUUUUACUCGGUUAAUCCAUCUAUAGUUCUCUACGGCACAAUGUUCUUCAAUUUGCAUGCUCAAAUUUCUCUA